Messenger RNA from Salpingoeca rosetta, 3685 nucleotides. RefSeq names its product DNA and RNA helicase. Gene Ontology annotation, cellular component: nucleus. The coding region runs from base 1 to 3576 and encodes 1191 amino acids. Gene Ontology annotation, molecular function: hydrolase activity; DNA binding; ATP binding. NCBI's taxonomy places the organism in Eukaryota, Choanoflagellata, Craspedida, Salpingoecidae. The transcript is spliced from 9 exons. The record is from RefSeq and is a predicted model, not a curated record. Gene Ontology annotation, biological process: recombinational repair.
AUGGACGACGAGUCGGCCACGCAAGCGCAGCCGUCAUUCAAGCAGAAAGUGAAGGAAGAGGAGGUGAAGGAGGAGGUGGAGGAGGACGCCAUUAAGGAUGAAGCCACUGAGGAGGAGGAGGAGGGCGAUGAAUCCAAGGAUGGCAUGGCGGACGGUGGCGACAGCAGCCAGCCAGCAACGCAGCCACUGGCUCACAAGGCGGUGAAGGAGGAACAAGGCAACGAAACGAAGGACACACGACAUUAUCAGUAUUCACAGCGGCAACUGCAGCAUUUGGAGCAUCAGCCGUUGGAGGAUGGAGGGGAGCGCGCACCAGUACAGCCGGGCCGAUUGGAUGUGACUGGGCUGAAUGAGCAGCAGUGUGAGGCGGUGUGCUCGACGGCGCCGGCGCUGCUGGUUCUGGCGGGACCAGGGUCCGGCAAGACGCGCGUCAUCACCAGCCGCGUGGCGUGGCUGCUCGUGAACGACACUUGCUCGCCGCACGGCGUGGUGCUGGUGACGUUCACCAACAAGGCUGCCAACGAGAUGCGCACGCGCGUGGAGACGCUGGUUGGCCGCGAGAAAGCGGCCGCCCUGCACAUGGGCACCUUCCACUCCAUUGCCAACAAGUUUCUGCGCAAGCACGCGGCCAAGGUGGGCCUGCCCUCCAACUACACCAUCAUCGACCAAAGCGACGCCCAGCGCGUCGUGGAGAAGCUCAUGAAGAGUCACAAGGAUGCACGGCAGUUUGAAACGCUCAAGCCCCGCACCUUGCUGGGCUGGAUCUCUUGGGCCAAGAACCUCGGCAAGACCCCAAAGGAGCUCAACACCAUGGCACAGAGCGCCCCAUUUCCAGACAGCAGCAAGACGACUGCGACGUUCCUACAGCCGUAUCAGCGGCACUUGCAGAACCACGGCUUUGUUGACUUUGAUGAUUUGCUCAUCAAGUUCAACCAACUGCUUGAAGACCACCCACAUGUAACCCGCUUCUGCCAACACAUUCUCAUCGACGAGUUUCAGGACACGAACGUCGUGCAGUACUCCAUUGCCACGAAAUUGGCCGCCAACGCAAAUAUCACCGUCGUUGGGGAUCCAAACCAAUCCAUCUACAGCUGGCGGCAGGCGCAGGCGGACGGGUACCGCAAGUUCAAGCGGGACUUUGCUGGGUGUCAGGUUGUUGGACUUGGCCGCAACUACCGCUCCACAGAGGCCAUUGUCCAACUGAGCUCGCUCUGCCUCGCCUCCCAGCGCGACACCAAGUUCUGGACAUCAAACGGCGGGGGGCCACCCGUCGUCUUUGCCACAUACAACUCUCCGAUGCACGAAGCACGCUCCAUCGCCAAGGAAACGGCGCGGGUGUUGCAGUCUGCAAAAGGAGCCAUCACCUUCAGCAACAUUGCCGUGUUGGUGCGAACCAACGCCAUGACCCGAAGCCUCGAACAGGCGUUCACGCACGUGGGCAUCCCGUAUGUGAUUGUGGGCGGCCUGAAGUUCUUUGACCGCGCGGAGGUGCGCGACUGCAUGGCCUACCUCAAGCUUGUGCACAACCUGCACGACGACAUCUCCCUUGCCCGCAUCAUCAACACCCCAAAGCGCGGCGCAGGCCCAAAGCUGAUGGAGGCCUUGGAGGCAAACGCCCUGCGCAACCACUGCUCCCUGUGGGACGCCCUCACCAAAGGCCUGCAGGCGAAGCGAGGCGCGCCCGACAGGAUAAAGUGCCCGCGGCCAACGCGUGCUGCGCUGGGGUCGCUGGUGGCGCUGAUCAGGAAGCACCAACAGGGGGACCACUCGGCCACACACGUGCUGCUGGACAUUCUCAAGCAGGUGCAGUACAAGGAGCACCUGGAGAGCACGGACAAAGCUACCGCCGCGUCCAAGUGGGAGAACGUGCAGGAGUUGCUCGCCCUCACCCGCGAAUUUGAACACGAAUCGCACAGCGGCAACCCCAACGAUGGUGGCGACGGCGCCGGUGCCGGUGGUGGCGACGGUGACGAUGACGAUGGUGUGAAGGCGGAGGAGGAGGAGGAGCAGCAGCAGCGAGGAGAAGACGACAACUUGAAGCAACAACAGCAGCAACGUGACGAUGACGCAAGUGACACCGAUGACGAUGACGAUGACGACGAUGACGAUGAUGACGACGACGAUGGUGACAUGUCGAAGCUGAGCAGUUUCAUUGAGCACGUGUCGCUGUAUGCGAGCUCGGACAAGCUGGAGCGAAACCAGAGCAGGCAGGACUGCGUGACGCUGAGUACGAUCCACUCUGCCAAGGGCCGGGAGUGGGCGGUGGUGUUUGUUCCUGGCGUGGAGGAUGGCGUGCUGCCGCACUCGCAUGCGCUUGAUGAAGUGCAGAAGAAGGGCGACAGCAGCCGGCUCAAGGAGGAGCGCCGCCUCCUCUAUGUUGCGCUGACGCGGGCCAAGUACUACUUGCACAUGUCGCGGUGCCUGUGGAGGGGCGGGGCGUACGGCUACAGCAGCGAAAACGAAGUGAGCCGCUUCAUCUCCAAGCGCAUGUUCGAGCUCGUCAAGCCGUCUGUGUCCGACCGCACGCUUGCGUGCACGGUGGGCAUCCUGAAGGCGCUGGUACAGCCGCGGUGCGAAGUGGAUGCUGCGGCGACGCUCAAGGCCGCGCGCGCCAUCCAAAAGAAGGCGGACGCUGCUCUGGCAGCGGCCCAGGCGAGGGGCGGUGGCGAUGACGAUGGCGAUGAUGGUGCUGGCAGUGGCGGCGAUGCUGGCUAUGGCAGUGGUAGUGGGAGGUUUUCGUUUCUGCAGCGGUCAUCCUCCAGCCCAUCGCACGCGUCGAAGCGGCGUGCGCGGUUCCAGGCGUCCGGCAGCCGGGGCACCAAAGGCGGCUGGAGCCUGUCUGCCGCCCAGCAAUCGUCGUCGUCUUCCUUCUCGAGGGCGUAUUCGCCAACCGCGUCCAUCAUGACCGCCACCCCGGCCUUUACAUCGGCAUCUUCGUUCCUGGCUGAACAGCAGCAGCACCAACAGCAGCAGCAGCAGCACCAACAGCAGCGACAAAAGGCAACAAAUGCGACAUCAUCAAAGGGAGCGGCGGCACCAACAAAGCAGGCCAGGCCGUCCCUUUCUUCCUCCGUCUCCGCGCCUGCUGCUGACGGCGCCAGCGCGUCCUGGCUCUCCAUCAACCCGGCGGCAGGGUUUCAGACCGCCGCGCAGUUUAUGCAGACGUCCUCGUUUGGCGGCGGGCAGAUGCCCUCGUAUCAAGGCACCGUCUUUGGAAACACGGCGGCAGCACCAGAACCUUCUGCAUCCACAGCCAGCAGCCGAGGCACGGGACGAGGCAGAGGCAGGGGCAAAACGGGCAGGGGUAACACGGCCAGGGGCAAGGCCGCAGCACAACAGAAGCGGGGUGGACGCGACAUCAAGCAGGAAGCGGCUGCCGACCCGAACGCCACCUCGUCAAAUCCCGGCACCACCGCCAGCAAGAAGCCAAAGACGGAGGCACAGCCGAGGCAGAAGCCAACAACAAAGAGGAAACCCACAACAAGGAAGAAGUGCACCAGCAAGAUGCCCGACGCCCUCAAGCGUCUCAUGAAGCAGCAGCCAGCCAAGAAGCAGGAGCUCAUUGUCAUUGACUGACUGAUGUCACACGCGUGCGUGCUUGUUGUGUCAGCUUGUUGUAUCAGUGAGGGUUUGCACCGCCAUGACCUGCGAUGUAGACGAAGUACAUACGGUAGUAGAUGAUCAC